AGAAGCCGGAGACCGGUGAAUGUGGCUGAGUCGUUUGAGGGGGAUGGUCAAAAUGACUCAGUCCAAGGGGAGUGUCUUUUUGCAGACGCUGAAUCCGAUGACGGGUCAAACCGAAUGGCAGAUGCGUCCCCCAGACUAUGAUUAUCAGCAAGAGGUGGCUCGUGCGGCUUUUGCCGACAUGCUCCACGAUACGGAACGGAAUAAGUUGUAUUACGAGGCGUUGAAAAUCGCCAUUCGGCUAAAACGUGAACAAGGCCAACCCGUUCAUGUUCUGGAUAUCGGAACGGGCACGGGUUUACUGUCCAUGAUGGCUGCUCGCAUUGGAGCAGAUUCCAUCACUGCCAUUGAGGAAUUCCGUCCUAUGGCCAAUUGUGCCGAGAAAGUGAUCCGGGACAACGGCUUCGCUGAUCAGAUCAAGUUAGUUCGCAAGCGAUCCACCUAUGUGACCGUAGGUCAAGGCCAGGACAUGGCUCAAAAAGCCAACAUUUUGGUGACAGAAGUGUUUGACACGGAACUUAUCGGCGAAGGAGCCAUUGGGACGUUCAACCACGCCCACGAGAACCUUUUAACGCCGGAUUGCAUGGUGGUGCCUUCAUUUGGCACCAUGUUCGCUCAGGUUGUUUCGUCUGAUCUUUGUUCCCGUUGGAACACCGUCCAGCCCAUCAAAUUGAGCGACCAACUCUCGUUAGAUCCGCCGGAUGAAGAAGUAGACGGGAUCUCGUUCGCCUUGCACGACGUGCAAAUGUCGCAGGUCCAGGAAACGUGGUUCACACCUAUCACGAAACCCGUGCCAGUUUUCAAUUUUGACUUCACGGGUCGUUCUGGACCGCUACCCGUCAAUGAUAUGAGCUGUCUGCCUCAAUUGGCUUCCGUCAAGGGCAAAUGUGAUGCCAUUUUCAUUUGGUGGGAAUUGAAAAUGGAUCCAUUGAGUCAGGUCACACUUUCGUGCGCUCCAAAGUGGGCCCAUCCGAAUCCGAAAGAUAUUCCUUGGCGAGAUCAUUGGAUGCAGGCCAUCUAUUACCCGAUGUCACAAGUCCAUUUGAACGAGGGUGAAUCCUUUAAUCUCAUCAGUAGACACGACGAGUACAGUCUCUUCUUCGAUGUGUCGAAAACCAACACCGGGCAUGCCAAUGAUAUCAGUGGACCUCCAUCGAAGAGAGGCAUCCAAUGGGCUGUCUCACGACUACGAUUGGGUCAGAUGAAUGAUCCCGAGCGCAAUGCCAAACUCGUUCAAGUCAUCAAAAACGCCUUAAACCAAGUUGACAGCAAUAACGGCUCGAGUUGGCUUUUCCUCGGAGAACUGAGCUUCAUGCCCUUGAUGGCCGCCAAAUUGGGCGCACCCAAGGUGGUUCUAGCCGAAGGUAACACUCAGAUGAUCAAGGUCCUCAAAGCGUUUGCCAAGAAGCAUGACCUUCAGGAGAGAUUGGUCAUCAUUGAGAAGCCCGUGGUGGAACUGACCAAUAAGGAUCUAGCCCCUUAUCGGAUCGAGGUGGUGCUCACAGAACCGUAUUUCUCGGCCAGUCUCCUUCCCUGGCACAAUCUGUUGUUCUGGUACUCUCUGAAUGAGGUGUUGCCUGGUGGUGACUCGGAUAUGGAGUACAUUCGAUCGUUGCCUCAAGGAGCCUCUAUCUGGGCUGUGCCCGUGGCCUACAAAGACCUAUGGAAAAUCCGCUCUCCUCUCCAUGAUGCCGAGGGAUUCAAAAUGACCCACUUUGACGAAAUCAUCAUGCAAGCCUGUGAUGAGAGUGAUGCAGACGUAGAGCCUCAUCCGUUAUGGGAGUAUCCGUGUCGAGCCAGUGGACAAGCCAUUAAAUUGAUGGAUUUUGAAUUUGCUUACGCCCUUCCGGAGCAAGUGGUCCAAAAACAAACCACGUUGGAGGUAGCCUCCGAUUGCAAUGGCAUGGCUUUGUGGAUGGAAUGGCACUUGGACGACGAGACAACCAUCUCGAAUGGACCCAAAGAACCUGUUGAAGUCGGAGACAAGGUCAAUUGGGACAUGCACAGCCAUCAGGGAGUCUCCUUCCUUCCCCAACACCAAAGAGGCCGCUUGACAGUGAAUUCUAUGGUCCAAUGCACGGUCACGUUCAACCCCAAAGAGGGCGAUUUGGCUUUCCAAUUUAGUGUAGUCGAAUAAUGGAACAUGCGCUGAAUAAACGCGUUUUUAGUUGA
This is a messenger RNA of Tigriopus californicus, 2169 nucleotides long. RefSeq names its product protein arginine N-methyltransferase 7-like (gene Art7). The coding region runs from base 20 to 2134 and encodes 704 amino acids. Gene Ontology annotation, molecular function: protein-arginine omega-N monomethyltransferase activity. NCBI's taxonomy places the organism in Eukaryota, Metazoa, Arthropoda, Copepoda, Harpacticoida, Harpacticidae. The transcript has 8 exons. The record is from RefSeq and is a predicted model, not a curated record. Gene Ontology annotation, biological process: peptidyl-arginine methylation.